This is a messenger RNA of Micropterus dolomieu (smallmouth bass), 3737 nucleotides long. It is a transcript of the gene trmt10b, whose product is annotated as tRNA methyltransferase 10B. NCBI's taxonomy places the organism in Eukaryota, Metazoa, Chordata, Actinopteri, Centrarchiformes, Centrarchidae. The transcript is spliced from 10 exons. The record is from RefSeq and is a predicted model, not a curated record. Gene Ontology annotation, biological process: tRNA N1-guanine methylation. Gene Ontology annotation, cellular component: nucleus; nucleoplasm. Bases 188 to 1123 code for a protein of 311 amino acids. Gene Ontology annotation, molecular function: tRNA binding.
CUGGCUGAAUGUGAAGAUUAUUUAUGGCCGGCUGAAAAGGUUUGUCCAUGAAGCCCAAUUUUUCUCUCCACCUUGUUUACUCUGACGUCAUUCACAUGCGCCGCUCACAUGUUCGCAACCUGGAAGCGACUUCUUCAAGUGAGGUGAUGCUGGAGUCAGAAGAUACAGAGUAGAGCAGCAGACUGAAAUGGCCCAUAUUCACUCAGAUGUGUGUGAAAUGCAGCUGAAUGGAGUUUCUGAGGGGAUAGAUCUGCUUCAGAUAGACGUGGAGACUGAUGUGGUGGAAGACAGGCCAGGCAGAGAAGAUGCAUCAUUUUCAAGGAAUGUGUUGAGGAAGCAGCGAAACUGGGAGAGGCAGCUGGCAGCGAAGAAAAGCAAGAGGAAAGAAGAGAAGCAGAGGAGGAAGCUCCACCGUGAGCAGGAGUCGGGGGCUGGAGCAGAUAAUCCUCAGUUUACCAAACGGGUCAUGAAAGCAAUCACCAAAGAGCGUUUAGCUGAGGCUCAGUCCACAGGGCUCAAACUCUGUGUCGACCUGAGUAUGACGGACAGCAUGUCGGACAAGGAGAUAAGUCGACUGGCUGGCCAGCUGAGGAGGCUGUACGGGUCGAACAAGAAGGCGGUACGACCGUUUCACAUUUUCCUGACAGACCUGAGAGAAGACAGUCGUGUCUACAGAGAGUGCCUUCGAAUGAACGAUGGCUUCCUCAACUACAUGAUGGACAUAACAGAAGACAGCUGUCUGAACCUUUUUCCUCCUGAAACUAUCGUCUACCUCACACCAGAUGCUGAAGAAGCUUUAGAAACAGUAGAUGCUGACAAAGUGUAUGUCCUCGGGGGCCUUGUGGAUGAAAGCAUCCAGAAGAAGUUGAGUUUCUCGAGGGCCAGAGACCUGAGCGUUCAGACGGCGAGGCUGCCCAUAGAUGAGUACAUGGUGAAGAAAGACAACAUUAAGAACUUCCACUCAAAGAUCCUGGCUGUUAAUCAAGUGUUUGACAUCCUGGUGACUUUCUGCAACACUGGCAGCUGGACAGAAGCUCUGCAGGCGUGGUUCCCCCAGGGCAAGGGUUAUGUUGUUGCACAAGGUGAUUCCCUACAGCUUCCUUUCUCUCCAACGCAAACGUAACACAUGGAUUGAUAUGGGUUAAUUUUCAUUUAUACUUCAUAUAGAACUCUUCGGGUCAUCUCUUUCCAUGUUAACAACCUGAUACGUUGAUACAAUGUGAUAAAUUCCUGGUUAUGGAGACAUAGCACACUGUUGUUUAACAUUUCUCUGUUUUGUUUACAUUAAAACCUACAAAACGUCAUAUUUUGACUUUGAAGGAAUUCAACAAAACAGGAACUUUCUCAGGGGUCUUUUUUGUGAGCUCAUUUGUUUUUAUUAUAGUUCACAAAUCCCUAAGGUUUUGUAAGUAAAAUGACAAAGCCAUAAAUGUCUUUACGAUAUCAAAUUACUUCAUUUGUUUUAGCUCGGUCUCCCUGCAGAGAAUGUAUUCUUGAGAUUUUGUACAUAAAAUCUUAAUACAAACAUAUCUUAGUGUUGGUGUUAAAUGAUAUUGUACAGGCACAUAGGAAGCAUUUCAUUUAAAUCAAACCAGUGGUGUCUGAGAUUUUAAAUCUGAUUUUCAGAACUGUUCCAGGUAUUUUUUUCUCUUGUUUUAUUAUUGUUUUUUUUUUUUUGAUCGAUCUCUUUUCUGAAAGCUAACACUACUGCCUGAUUUCCAAAGGAUUUGGGUUCAUCUAACUGGCCAGAAAGGAGGGAGAAUUGUUGGUCAAGGCAAAAGCCUACAUGUUUAUUAAUUAUUAUUAUUGUUUGAAUGAUCAAAUUUCCAGUUAAGUUAGAAGGAUUUCUGAGAGAGGCGGUCAAAUGUCAAAGCACAUCUGGGUUCCAGCUAGUUGGGAGUUUUUGUGUUUUCAUUGAGCAGAAUAUCUUGUUGACUAAGUAUCUGGGGGAGAGUUUUUUGUCCCACUUUGGAUGUGUUUAUCUGUGAGGCAGCCAUUUUAAAGGGAUAAUCAAAAAGGUCAGAUGCUUUCCACAGUAUUCACAUUUAGAGAAUUGUAUUAUCUCCCAAUUCUAUCAAUCCCAAAAUACAUUUACAGCAGCAUACUUAACAAACAAACACAAUAACACUCCACUCACUUCCUGCUGACUUUGGGACAGUCAACAGCAAGUGGUUUGUGAAGGAUCUGGAUCAUAACCCCAGCAAAAUCUUGGAUCCAGCUCCCACUUUUCAGUUGAUCAUGUUUUAUAAGCCUCACUGCACAGAAAUCAUUAUAAAAGGCAUCACAAAGGUAUAGUCUCCCACGAUGUAGAGAGGAAAGUUGACACUCUACCUUCAACGUUUGUGCUCUUUGGCAGUUAGAGCAACCGCUUAACCUGUGUGUUAAAUUUUCACCGACAAUCAGACUGAAGUACUUGUACCGCCCUUAUUGUUUGUUAUUAUGUAUUUACAACGGAUGGAUUUUCAUGUGACACCUGAUAUCUCUAGCCUGUAAUAUUGCUUCACUCGAGACUUUGGCAGUCUGUGAAGGUUUUUAUGUGACCUGACAUUACCAAUUACAUUAUAACUCCAAAUGACGAAGCUCCACUUGUCUGAACAUGUAGCUUAUGACAAAGUUUACAGGAAUUAACGUCACAUCAGUGUGUUUGCCCCCCCACAGCUGUGGGAAAAUGUCAAAUCAGGCAAAAGAGAAGCUUAUUAAUAUACUAUGCAUUACAAUGCUCUAGUCUACAUUUUAGUUUUUAUCAGAGAUAUUCUUUCUUAUAAACUGAAACAAGAUAUUGUCAAGCCCUCUCAUACAAUAAUAGGCUGUUUUGCCAGUCCGAUACGUAGACUGGGGUGUACUUGUGGGACUUGUCCCUCCCUUAAUAGUGCCACUAUCAACAGCAUCACCAUGUCCAGAUAAGCACUGCAUACCCAUUCAGCUACUCAUCAAUCUGACCUGGGGAGAUUUUCACAACUUGCCAGACAGGGGCUAUUGUUUUCUGUUGGAAGAACUUAACAGAGUCGUUCUGUUGCCUAAACUGAGAACUGGCAAUUACAAUGGUUGUUCUCUAGAAAUCUCCCACCGUGCAGCUGGUCCAUAUCCAAGUUUGCCUGGAUCUGAAUCCACCCACUCCACCGAGUGGAUGAUAUCAGGCAAGAUAUAAGCUAUUAGGCUUAGAGAAACAGCACAGCAUGAUGCAGUAUUUGCACCAGCCAUGAAGCAGCACAAAAAGCAAGCACUAAUCCCCAACAAAAUCUAAACAUGUCAGCAAAAUCAGGCAGGCAAAACACUCUUAUUCGGAAAUGCUCCCUGUGGGAUAUGUAGCUGUGCAGAUUAUGGAACCAAAGCGGAUCACAGAGAGCUGUGAAGAAGGUAGAAGCACAAAAAGGACAUAUUAAAAACAUUAAUUAAUGUGGAGCAGGAUAAACGGUACGCUGCUGAAAUGUUUCUAGGCUUCCAGUGGAAAUUGACCCUGUUUUGUUGACGUCUGGACUGGGUCUGUGCUGGUACUGGCUGAGGCUGGAUUUGGAUCAACUGUAUCAACUGAUGAUGCAGCAUCUACUCUACUGACAAACUUCAGCAUAGCCCCUGUAAAUUAAAAAUAACAAUACUUGCUAGAUAUUAAUGUCAUCAGCUGCAUUGGGCCCAUUCAGACUAGCUCCCCAGGUUUACUUCAAAGGGAAAAUACUAUUUAUACCAUAGUAUAAUUGUAUAGUUUUGUAAUUUAAAUAAUAAAUAUAUAUGAUUCUUGA